Leguminivora glycinivorella is the source of this 1767-nucleotide messenger RNA. RefSeq names its product protein cortex (gene cort). The transcript is spliced from 10 exons. Gene Ontology annotation, cellular component: anaphase-promoting complex. Gene Ontology annotation, molecular function: anaphase-promoting complex binding; ubiquitin ligase activator activity; protein binding. Gene Ontology annotation, biological process: anaphase-promoting complex-dependent catabolic process; positive regulation of ubiquitin protein ligase activity; positive regulation of anaphase-promoting complex-dependent catabolic process. Bases 116 to 1441 code for a protein of 441 amino acids. The record is from RefSeq and is a predicted model, not a curated record. NCBI's taxonomy places the organism in Eukaryota, Metazoa, Arthropoda, Insecta, Lepidoptera, Tortricidae.
UGAAAUAAUUUGGAAUUUAAUAUUAAAUAUUUAAAUUUAAAUCUUAUUUGCAAUCAAUUCUGUUUAAGUGAACGUUAAAUAAAUACAUCCAGUGAGAGAACUUUAACAUUGACAAAUGGACAGAAAUGCAUUUGGUAGAAAAACUAGCGGAUCGCAGCGGCCCCGCGUUGACCGUUUCGUGGCCCCGCGAGAGUCCUUAGACGAGCUGCGGCGGCGCCAGCACGUGUUCGCCGGCAACCACCACUCGGACACCAUCUGGCAUAGUAAAUACGUGAAACAGAAGCAGUACGCCAGCCACAUCGACAAAGCCUUCGGACUGGAAGCGCCGGCGCCGUCGCAGGAGCAAAUCUGGCCCUGUGUGCCGCGCUCGCGCCCCUUUCUGUCCGCGACUGACAACGUGCUAGAUCUGCCCACUUAUAGUUCCGCGGCCCUUCCAGAACUUCUCGACUGGAGCAACAACAACAUCCUCGUGGCAGCGCUCGGCAACCAAUACUACAAUUGGAGCUGGCAUUCGCAGAGUCCUAUUGGCAAAGGCUUCACUCACUUUAAAACCGUUUGCUGUAGGUUUGACCCUACAGGGGAACGACUAGCUCUAGGAACCGACAUGCAGCGCUUAGAGAUUCACAAUGCGUGGAGCAAAUGGGUGGCUGGGAGUUGCUGUCGCUGCGCCACUAAGCCGCUCCAGCCCUUUUGUAUGGUCACGGCCGUGGAUUGGAGCCCCACAGGGAACUCCAUCGUUACUGGCUGUUCCCGAGGAAUGAUCACCGCGUUCGACCGCGAUGCCACACUGAUCAGCUACCGGCAAGCCACCAACUUUGCAAUCGUCCUUGUGCGAGUAUCUCCGGACGCGCGCUACGUUGCUGCGGCCGCCCUUAAUAGUUCACAGGUGCUGGUGUUGCUGUGGCCGUCUCUGGUAGAGUUCAGAGCUAUCAGUUCCGACUGGAUGGUAAAGACUAUAGCCUGGCACCCAUGGCGCAGUGCCCUCCUCGGCAUCGGCGGCGUCACGGAGACCAAGUCCUGGAUAGCGCUCUGGGACGCUCCCCGCGCCACUCUCAGAGCCACCACGACUGUCAGCAGUAGCGAUUACAACCUGGACAAUAUGUUGUUUAGCCAUCGGACUGGAGAACUGGUGCUUAGUCUUUGGAACACAGAACAAAUAACGGGUUACCCAAAAGCGUGCUCCCAGCUGAUGCUGGUGAUGAGCGGACCAGACUCGGUGGUGGACCAGUGGGGGGAGGGCCGGUACGGCGUCGACCGCAUCAGGACCAUGGUCUUCAGCCCUGAUGGCACGAAGCUUGCGACGGCCACAGCAGACGAAGACCUAAUGAUUUGGAAUUUCUUACCUCCAGACAACAAACCGAACAAAAAGACGAAACGAAGAAGAUUCUCAGCCAUCCCCACCUACAUUGACCAGAGCUUACACGGCUUCUCCGUGCGGUGAUUAUCACUUCAGUGUAGUACCCUUGUAAUACCUAAUAAUUGGAAAUACUUAUAACAGCUCGUUGUCAUUGUUUAAAGUUACAACAAUUUUUAGUAGCAUAUUUUGGCUGUAGAUUGUUUUAGAAGAGGUCUAAAGUAAUCCCCCAAGGGAGAAUAGGGGCAUGUCAUAUUUGACGUUUGUAACAAUGAACUGGCGGUCUAGCACAACUUGCGCUCUCGCGAGCGAGUCCAUACAUGAAGUCGCGUUUGAUGUAUGGACUCGCGCGCGAGAACGCAAGUCGUGAUAAGCCGCCUGCAGGCCUAGCACAUGAUGGCCGCGGGAGUAUG